Messenger RNA from Monomorium pharaonis (pharaoh ant), 8646 nucleotides. It is a transcript of the gene Nipped-B, whose product is annotated as nipped-B-like protein B. NCBI's taxonomy places the organism in Eukaryota, Metazoa, Arthropoda, Insecta, Hymenoptera, Formicidae. The record is from RefSeq and is a predicted model, not a curated record. Gene Ontology annotation, molecular function: chromatin binding. Gene Ontology annotation, cellular component: Scc2-Scc4 cohesin loading complex. Gene Ontology annotation, biological process: establishment of protein localization to chromatin; replication-born double-strand break repair via sister chromatid exchange; establishment of mitotic sister chromatid cohesion.
AGCGAUAUCCCACUACUACGCCACUUCCGCUCGUUCGCCACUGAGCAAAAUGGACGCCUUUGUGUCUGUUUUCUUCGCAUUCUCACUAUAAAUACGGUUUACGGGGCGACGCAGCGCCUGCGACGAGGCGAUGCCCGUGCGGCGCCGCGUGAUACGCGUGUGAGGGCAGUGUCGUGCUCGCGAGUCGUGACCGCGGCCCGCCGUGGCCGACGUGGAAACGCGUCCAACCAAGUAGGCCAAACCGCGGUGGCCCCCGCGGAUGACAAUUGAGCGAGCAUCCCCCGGACGACGGUAGGCUGCCCCGCGGUGAGUCUCGUGACGGGCCAGUCGACGCCGCCAGCCGCCACGACGUGCCUGAGGAUCCGCCGGCGGCUGCGAGCGACGCGGGGCCGCGAUACGGCGCCCGGCCUCCCGCCAAAACCAGCCGCGGACGCGAGCGGACGGCGACGUAAAUAGGCCCCCCCCCCUCCCCCGGGGUAAGCGGAGCGGGCACGGUGCUGUCGCGCGGCGCGACCGCGGCCGCGUCCGCGAGGCGUUGCGUUCCGCGACGCGCGACGGUGUUUUUCCGCGCGAGUGAACCCGGCGAGUUCCUUCUGUCUCUGUCUCGCCUGUGCCCAACACCAGAGUUCAACGUUCAUCGUCCGCGGGAGGAUCUUGCACUUCUCCCCCUCUACCCCUCGCCCCCCCUCCUCCUGCCCUUGUGUUGUUGUACCUGGUCGGUCGAGGAUACGGUGUCACACGGCUUGGAUGGUAGACGUUCAUUCAGAGAAGGGGACAACAAAGACAUAAACAUGGGUCGUUUAUUGGAGGAUCCACGGGCUUCAUCAAAAUUUGGUUGAAACUUUCGUUUGCAACAUGGGAACUUAGAAGAGACUUUGUUAAGUUCCCAAUAUUUGCUUUAGUGCUAGUGUUCUUCAAAGAGGAUUUAGAGGCGGCUCUAUUCAACGGUGAAAUAUUAGUGCUGUAAUGCCAGAACGAAUCAAACUCAAAAUGAAUGGGGUUGUACCGAGUGUGCCAAUAACUACCCUCGCUGGUAUUGCGAGUCUCACGGACUUGUUGCCUGAAAUGCCCCUACCGACUCCGCUGCCACAAACACUGACUAAUAAGUCGCUGUUGUUUCAUCCACGAGUAGCGGAAGAGGCGCAGAUAUUGCUAAGCGUUCGUGACGAGAAUCUCGUGCCACAGUUAAUAAUGUCGUUGUCACAGACGUCGUCAGAACAUAUUGAACUUAAAGACAAUUAUCCGAACACUGAACAAUCACUUGAAAAUGAGCAAAACACGCCUGAAUUGCUCAAGGCGAUCUUGCAAAUAAACCCUGAUGUAUUCAGAGGAACCCAGCACAAUUCUCCAAGGAACUGGCCGCAAGGUGUGCCUAUGCUGCACGCGAAUCAAUCGCCGGCGAGCUACGGCCGUUUUUCGCCGUCCUAUUCGAGCUCUUCGGGCUCCAGGCAAACGCCCCAAGGUAGUCCGGCUCAUUCUGCGGCACCUAGGACAUCCGUACUUCCGCCGCCAGUGGCCAGUGGCAUCGCUCACGCGCAACAUCCGCGGAUGCCGAUCACUCCGCAGAAUCAUGCAGACAUCUCGCAGAUGUCCCCCUUCGCCGUGCCUUCUCCGUCGCCAAGGAGCAACGUUAUGACCGAACAAACGAGAACGUUGACAACGCCCCAGCAUAUGCAGGAGGACACGAACUGUAUAAAUCCCUUAUCGAACGUGACCCUUCAACCAAACAUGUACUCGCCGGCCCACAUGAACUCUCCCAAUGCACCGAUGGCAUCUCUCACUAAUAUGACACCUCAGCAUAACAUGACUGGUAUGACGCCACAACACAAUAUGCACAUGACAUCCCCAAUCCGCAACAUGCCUCUACAACAGCAUCCGACCAUAGGUAUACAGCAGAAUCUUUACGAUUCUAUGAUGACUCAACAAGUUCAUCAUGCAUUAGGCAGCGGUCAAUCAUUGGAUAUCGAUAAUACAGUUCAGGAAAAUCAGCAGUUCCUUCUCGAUCCAGUAGCUGGACUUUCCGAUAUUGAUCUACCGAUAGAAAACAUUGACGCGAAGCAAAGCGUCGAUCAUGCGAUACAACAUUUAUUACCGACUUCUCAGACUACGUCCUAUCCGAAUAUACAUGCUACCGACAUGGUUAGCACUUUAGAUCCGGCUGCGGCUAGUAUGGCGUCUAAUGUGCAACAGAACAAUAAUUCGGAGAAGAGUAUGAAAUUUUCUGGAUCAGAAAAGCUGAAAGAACCCAUUGUUAUGUUAAAUAGAUUAUCGCUGGCUGAUCAAGCGCUUAUGCAAAGGAGUCUGACGGCAUUUGCAGAGAAAUCGCCGAGUCGCGCGGCAAAAAUGGGUAUUUCCAAUUGUGACGAUGCAUCAAAAACUGACUCCGAGAGUGAGGAAGAGAUCGGCAAGAAUAACAAGUACUUUAAGGCUCGCGCGAAAGAGCGGCAGGUGCAGCGAGAGAAGGAGAAAGCGGAGCGGCGGAAAAGCGAGGACAAGGGCCGCAGACGAAAGAGGAUAACGGAUGACGAUGAGGAGGAAGAUAAACGAGAUUCAUCAUACUCGCCCACAAAACCAAAAAUACGCAAGAUUGAGAAAAAGCUAGUGCCUGUGUUAGCCAAACUGAGCGUGGAGGAAUUAAUGGAGACGAAUACGUAUCAACGAUUUAACUCUGUCAUAGAGACGAUUUUUGAGAAUACCGAGGACAUUACGGCGAACGCUGAUCUGGAGGACGACGGCGAAGUUCUUCCAGAGAUGCUUAUUCCCAAGUAUCAACUACAUGAUCUUUGUACAGAAGCGGCCAAGCUCAAAACAUUGGGCGCCAUGGAAUCGAUACCUACCGAUAAAUUGGUGAGAUUGUUGAACAUCUUGGAAAAGAAUAUACGAGAUGGCGCGAGGGUGUCACCACUCGUAGAUCCGGAUGACGAUGUCGAUGAAGGACGAUUAUGGAUGCAAUUGGCGAUGGAACGGGUUCAGCGCGCUGUAGAUGCGUCGUUAAUCGCGCUGCACAUUAUGACUUCCAACAACAUGCCGAAGACAGUCUACUUAGAAGAUGUGAUUGACCGAAUAAUCCUUUUCAUGAAGUUUCAACUACAAAACACGAUCUAUCCCUCUUUCGACCCUGUAUAUAAGGUAGAUACGAAGAACAAGACUGACAAUUUUAAUUCUAGCGGACGGAAAAAGCGCGGGCAUACAAAGGAAGUGCGCGAGAAAAGUAUUCUACAAGUUUACAAUAAAAUGCACGAGCUAGUGGGUCUACUGGCUGAGCUGUUGAAUAUACAGGUUCUAACGGAUACGAGUGUUUUACAUGCAUCAUCAUUGGGCGUCGCACCAUUUUUCGUGGAAUCGGUGAGCGAUCUUCAAUUGAGCGCACUAAAACUCGUCACUGUAAUAUUCACGAAGUACGAGAAGCAUAGGAGAUUAUUAUUGGACGAUAUCCUGGCGUCAAUUGCGAGAUUACCUAGCAGCAAAAGGAGUUUACGCACGUAUAGGCUCAACUCCGAAGAUUAUAUACAGAUGUUGACAGCAUUGGUUCUGCAACUUAUCCAAUGCGUGGUGGUUCUAUCAGAUUCCAAGACAAAGGAGGAGGAGGAGAAGGAGAAGAAACAACCCAGUCAUGUAGACGCCGACGUCUUCAUUAUCAAUAGAUACGAUACCGCCACAAGAAUAGCUGGAAAUUUUCUAACGGUAUUUCUCAAUAAAUGUGGUAGCAAAGGCGAAGAGAUCGAUUAUAGACCGUUAUUUGAAAAUUUUGUGCAAGAUUUAUUAGCGACGGUGAAUAAACCCGAAUGGCCCGCUGCUGAGUUGCUGUUAAGUCUUCUCGGAAAUCUGUUGGUGGGACAUUUUUCUAAUAAGAGCUCCGAUAUGUCGCUUCGAGUAGCCUCCAUUGAUUAUCUUGGCGUGGUAGCGGCCAGAUUGCGCAAGGAUGCAGUCAAUUCGCAGUGUAAAUUAUCAACUAUCGACCAAAUCAUACGAGAUAUCAAAGCCGAGCAACAAAAGGACUCGGAUUAUGAUCAGAUAAAAGACAAGGAUAUCGUAGGACUAACCGAGGACGAUGAGAGGACCGUGUUUCUGCAAAAGGUACUUCUGGAUUAUCUGGCCGUCAACGGGACGAAGGAUCCGGCUCUCGGAUAUGCGCGUCAUUUUUAUUUGGCCCAAUGGUACCGCGAUUGCGCGUUGGAGAAGUCCCGGGUAGGUCAGCCGAAAAAUAGUCCGAGUAAGAAGAUACAUAAGAAACGGGGGAAGAAGAAAAAUCGGCAUCACAGCAGCGAUCAAGAUACCGAGUCCGAAUUGGAGGAACAAGAUCCAGAUGAGAACGACAAUAACGAGCAAAAGAAUUCGGAAGCUUACCGAAUUAUAGAAGAGAAGAAAAAGUAUAUUAUCAGUAGAAUAAGGCCGUGCAGCACAGGAACGAAACCGGAUAUCCUUCAGACGUACAUCGAUUACAGCUCUGCAGAAUUAAUCUCGCAAUAUCUCGCGUCCAAGAGACCAUUCUCACAGAGCUUCGAUAUAUAUCUGAAGCAAAUUCUUCACGUGCUGACGGAACCGUCAAUUGCCAUUAGAACCAAGGCAAUGAAAUGCCUCACGAUGAUUGUCGAGGCUGAUCCAAGCGUGUUGGCGAGAGUGGAUAUGCAGCUGGGUGUGAAACAUUCGUUCCUUGAUCAUUCAACGUCUGUGAGGGAGGCAGCGGUUGACUUAGUAGGGAAAUUUGUAUUGAGUAGAACUGAAUUGAUAGACAAAUAUUAUGAUAUGCUAUCGGCGAGAAUUCUGGAUACUGGUGUAAGCGUUCGAAAGCGUGUUAUCAAAAUUCUCAAGGAUAUCUGUAUGGAAUGUCCAGACUUUCCCAAAAUCCCAGAAAUAUGCGUAAAGAUGAUAAGGAGAGUAAACGACGAAGAAGGUAUUCGGAAGCUUGUCAUGGAGGUUUUCCAAAACAUGUGGUUUACGCCAGUGAGAGAGCGUCCUACUCUUGACUCGGAAUCGCUAUUGAGAAAAGUGAUGAAUAUCACAGAUGUCGUAGCAGCUAGCAAGGAUAUGGGGCUCGAGUGGUUUGAGCAACUCCUGGUAAGUUUAUUCAAACCCAAGGAGGAUAAGGACGACAGCACAAAGAUGCAGACGGAACCACCGCGAGCCUUACUGACAGCGUGCAAACAGAUCGUGGAUUGUUUGAUCGAGAACGUACUGCGGCUGGAGGAGACAAAUUUAGAUUCGGAGAAAUCUGAAAAGAAAGGCUCGUCACAGAGACUAGUCGCCUGUCUAACUACACUCUAUUUGUUUGCGAAGAUUCGGCCACGGCUGCUGGUCAAUCACGCAAUCACCCUACAGCCAUAUCUGAGUUUAAAAUGUCAGACACAGGGCGACUAUCAGAUCAUCAGUAGCGUUGCACACACGCUUGAAUUAGUAGUGCCUCUGAUGGAACAUCCCAGUGAGACUUUUUUAGCACAGUUGGAAGAAGAUUCGGUGAAGUUAAUUUUGCAACAUGAUAGAUCGGUGGUCGCGAGUUGUCUGUCAUGUCUGGGCUCUGUAGUCAAUAACGUCACGCGAAACUAUAAACUAAUACGAGAUUGCUUCAAGAAAUACUAUGGACAUUUAACGGAGUACAAAUCGUUUUACGAGAAGGAUCCAACGAAUCCCAUGCUAAUAAGGUGCAGACCGUUUUUCCGACGAGCGCUCUUUACGGUCGGCUUAUUGCUGCGUCACUUUAACUUCAUGGAUCCAGAGGUGAUAGAGGGUCUAGCGGAGAACAUUAAAGAUCAGGUUUUCCAGACACUCAGUUAUUUCGUACAUUUGGACAAUGACGAUAUCCGACACUUUACGCUGUCGGCUAUUGGUUCUCUCUGCAUACGACAUUACGAGUUCAUGAUGUUACCGGAACUGCAAGAACUUUAUCAUCAUUUGCUCACAUCGGAAUACGCAUUGGUUCAUAUGAGAAUCCAAGUACUUAAUAACAUCGAAGUAUAUCUGCAGGAGGAGGAGAAGAGAAUGAUCAAGCAAGACUUAGAAUGGGCAAAAAUGUCAAAACAGGAGAAUUUGAAGGAAAUGGGUGAUGUGUCGUCGGGUAUGGCGAGCACUGUUAUCCAGCUCUAUAUCAAACAGAUCCUUGAGUCUUUCUUGCAUGUUAAUAUAAAUGUACGACAUGCGGCUCUCAAAGUUAUCCAGUUAAUCCUGGCGCAGGGUCUAGUACAUCCCGUCCAGAUAGUGCCCUAUCUGAUCUGCAUGAGCACCGACUGCGAGAAAGCUGUGAGUCAUAGCGCGGAUAAACAGUUGCAGGAUAUCGAAAAGAAAUAUCCUGGUUUCAUCCACAUGAAAUCGCAAUUUGGCAUCAAGUUGAGUUACAGGCUGCAAGAAAUUCUGCAGAAUGACAUUACGGUGAGAGGCAUGCGAGCAAAGGAUGGUGAGUUCCCAGGCGCACUCAACGGUUUUCUCUAUACGAUCCUACGCAACACGAAACAGCAGAGGCGGGCGAUUGUGUUGUCUUUUCUCAAGCACUUCGACGAGACUGCCAAAACUAGUCUGUCGCAAAUGCUAUACUUGGCGGACAAUCUCGCCUAUUUUACAUAUCAAGUACAGGAUGAACCACUCUUCAUAAUCCAUCACAUUGACAUCAUUAUUUCUAUGUCUGGAACAAAUUUGGUACAAUCUUUUAAAGAGGCUUUGUUGCCUAAGGAGGGCAGCUCAAAGCAUAUAUCGGGACAACUGAUGGCACAGCCAAUGGCACAGCCGAUGGCACAACUGAUGGGACAACCGAUAGGACAACCGAUGGGACACCCAAUGGAACAGUCGAUGGGACAUCCGAUGGGACAGCAGACAGAACAAACAACAGUGAUGGGACCAGACGGACAACCAAAAUCCGGCCAGUUGUCGGUUCUGGAGGACGAAGAAGAUGAUGAAGAGGACGAAGAAUCUCUUUUGACUAGGUUGCCAAGCGAUACUACCUUGCUAAGGGAGUAUAUUACCGCCAGUCAAGGCUUUUUGCUUCUACUAACGCUUCGGCAACAUCUCAAAGACCUUUACGGCUUUUCUGACGCAAAGAUUGGCCAAUAUUCACCAUCGGAAGCAGCCAAAGUCUAUGAAAAGGCAGUGAAUCGCAAGAACAAUCUGCUCUUUGAGCCCAAAGCCACAUUGCAGAGGCUGCGAGAGGGUAUGACAAACGUCAGUCAGGAGCUGGACACGAACGGCAGGAAGAAGCUUGUGAAAGAAUACUUGGACUUUAAGCAGCUGAUGCUCAAAUUUGAUCCUGAGGAACCGGACGACGAUGGCGGCAACGAUGCUGCCGAUAAUAGCGGUAAGCAUAGUACGGAGAAUCGGCAAGCGGCGAGGAUACCGCAUUCUGAGGCUGACAGUGGCAGGACGAUAGCGGACGGUGGCGUCAUGGGAAACGUCGCCUCGUUGGUCAUUGCACCUGGCCAGCAGCAAUUUCAGUUACCGCCACAAUCGAACCUGACUACUCCGAUGGAGCAUCCGAACAAUUCGGUAAAUUCGCUGCCGCAUAUGGCAACAGCGGCGGCAACAGCAACGACGCCACGGGUCCCGAAGCUGACGAUACAUACUAAUCCGGAUGCGAGGGAGUCGCACCGGAAGCACCGCGCGCACAAGACGGACAAGUCAGUAAGGAAGCACAAGAAGAAGAAAAGGAGAAGAAUCUCCGACAGCAGCGACACCGGCGAGGAUUACAGUGAUCCUGACUUCCUAGUGUGAGUGCGGUGGUAUCUCUCAUCCUGUGUGUGUGUGUGUAUAUAUAUAUAAAUGUCUGCGAUGGUAUGCGCGUGUGAUCGGUCGGCUGGAAAAACUCUUAUUCCGCGCGGCCAAAACUUGGACGCUAUUGCAGCGCAGUCGUCCCUUUCCCUUAUCAUCCAAAAUUACUCUUUCUCUCAGAGUUCCGUCAGAAAACUGCAUAGAGACUAUAAUUGCUAUGUGGGAAUGUAUGUGAACGAAAGAAAGAGAUCUUUAAUAGGAAUGAUAGCCAGAGAUUUUUAAGUGCGAUCGAACGUUGAGGUAGGAUUAGCGCAUUGUUGGCCGAAAUGGCGAGUGUCUGCGAGGUUUAUCGAUCCGCCAUGCCGUUGUUAGCAAGAUCAGCUCGUUAAAUAUUUCGUGUGACCGGCUCGGAAACGUGGUUCGUUCAAAUUAACUUUUAUUUCUUCCCUUCGAAAUACACCUUCAAUACAUUAACAAGCGAAAGUUUCUUAAUUAUUUGAGUGUAUUGAAAGGACAUGAGAUGAAAAAUUAUAAAAGAUCCGAGAAUAAUACGAACCAAGUUCUCCGAGAAGAAUAAGUACAAUAAAUGACAUUCGAACAAAAUUCAUCUGUAAAUAAUAUCACAUAAUAAUGAUUAAUUUCUUUUUACGGAUAAAAAAAUUAGCGCGAAGAGGAAAAGACUACAAAAAUGUACAGUUUGAACGAUAUCAGUUUUAUUCGUCACUGCUUCCUCUUCUUUCCUUUUCUAAUUGAAUUUGAAUAAAUUAAACACUGCUUAUUUCGAUAAUGCUCACUUAUUAAUAUUUAAAUUCGUCCAUUUCGACGAUUUAUAGAUAGGUAAAUGUCUAAAUUUGCUACGUUUAUUUCAAUGUUUGUCAAUUUUAAAUUAUACGAUCCAUAUUUCUGUAAUAACUACUGUAACAUUUAUACUAACAUGUUUGCAAUAUUAAAAAAAAA